Messenger RNA from Anopheles marshallii, 1401 nucleotides. RefSeq names its product L-threonine ammonia-lyase. Gene Ontology annotation, molecular function: L-serine ammonia-lyase activity; threonine deaminase activity. The transcript has 8 exons. Bases 1 to 1401 code for a protein of 466 amino acids. The record is from RefSeq and is a predicted model, not a curated record. NCBI's taxonomy places the organism in Eukaryota, Metazoa, Arthropoda, Insecta, Diptera, Culicidae. Gene Ontology annotation, biological process: L-threonine catabolic process; L-serine catabolic process.
AUGCAAGUGUCAUCCGUAACGACGCAAAUGGCUUCCGUGAAGCUGACAGCCCGUCCAACCGUAGAACAACCUGCCCAGAAUGGACACGGCACGCAAAGUGGGUCCUCCAGUAACAACGCCUCAGCAACCGAGCCGGAAAUUGUCGAUCCGUUCUGCAAUGCGGACAAUCCGCAGAUAAUCACCUUCCAGGACGUAACAUCCGCGGCGUUCAAAAUACGGAAAGGUGUCGAGCUAACGCCGUGCGUGAAAUCCCACUUCUCCGACCUGAUCGACAUGGACAUCUACCUGAAGAAGGAAUUUCUGCAGUUCACCGGUAGCUUCAAGGAGCGUGGCGCUCGUUAUGCGUUGUUAAUGCUGUCGGACGAGCAGAAAAAAACGGGCGUUAUCUCGGCCUCCCUGGGGAAUCAUGCGCAGGGACUGUCCUAUCAUGGCUGGAAGCUUGGCAUCCCGGUGACGGUCGUGAUGCCGCUGAAGGCCUCACUGAUGAAAAUUCAGAAAUGCCGUAACUAUCAUGCUAAUGUCGUCGUACAGGGAGCGGACAUGGGCGAAGCAAAGCGGAUUGCGCUGAAAAUGGGACACGACCGGGGCCUUACAUACAUCAACGGGUAUGACCAUCCGCACAUCAUGUCCGGCCAGGGUACGAUUGGGCUCGAGAUCGUCGAGCAGGUCAGCGAUAUCGAUGCAGUUGUUGUGCCGGUUGGUGGCGGUGGAUUGAUAGCUGGUGUCGCGACCGCCAUAAAAAAUUUAAGCCCAAAUACCAAAAUCAUCGGCGUCGAGUCGGAAAAGUGUCCCAGCUUUACGCGAGCGCUCGAAAACAAGGGCCCUGUGUUUGUGGCGAACCAGGAAACGUUGGCCGACGGGUUGGCGGUACCGCAGGUGGGCUACAACGCGUACGCCACGACCGUACCGCUGCUGGACAAAAUGAUCGUCGUGAAGGAGGAAUGGAUUGCGCUUGCUAUUUUGCGACUUGUUGAGCUGGAGAAGUGUGUCGUCGAGGGUGCGGGCGCUGCUGGGCUGGCCGCCAUCAUGGCUGGGCAUUUGAACGAGUUCAUCGGCAAAAGAGUGGUGCUGCUAAUUUGCGGAGGCAAUAUCGAUACGACCAUGUUUGGCAAAUGUCUCGAGCGUGGUAUGGCCGCCGAGGGACGACUGCAGAGAUUCACCGUCACCGUCAGCGAUGGGCCGGGUGGUGUUGCUAAGCUGUGCAAUCUGCUGGCCAGUUUGGGCGUUUCCAUCAAGGACAUAAUGCACGAACGUGCCUUCAUUCGUGACAUCCACCAUGUUGAGGUGAAAGUGAUUUGUGAAACACGCGAUUGGGAACAUUCCAAGGAAAUGCGUAAGGUGCUGCAGGAAAAAUAUACCAAAGUUCACUUCUAUGACAUGCCGAUGGCGAUUACGGAAUAG